CGCCUCCGCACCGCAUUGAGACUCCUUCCUUGCAUUCUAUCCCGUGCCAUCCAUUCAAAACCCAGCCGUCAACCUCGUCAACCCACUCCGAAGCUUUGAACAUCAGCGCUUCUCGAUUGACGAUCUUACAGCAUGGAGCCCUGGCAAUCUUGGGCAGUCGCCCUCAUCGGCGCUGCUGCUGUCUACUACUACUACUUCCAGCAUGGCAAGCCUGCUGCCAACAGAACUCGCUCCGCCUCCGUGUCGGACUUUGUUGCUCCCCAACCCAAGACCGCUCGCCGACGAGACUCGACCAAGCCAAAGCCCAAGUCUGAAGUCACCAAGUCUACUGGCGUCACCAUUCCUCAGCCCUCGAGUGUUUUGAGCGGUGAGGACAGCAGCAGCAAGGCCUCGGAUGUUUCCAAGAAGCGCAAGGCUGGCAAGAAGCAGUCCGCCGCACCUGCUCCCUCUCUCACCCCGGCCCCAGCCCCCAAGCGUCAAGAGAUUGAUGACGACGAUGUCGCCCAAGAGGAGGAUAACAAAGCCUGGGCUCAACAGCUUGCCAGUCUCAAGAAGGGCACCAGCCUUGCCCCUCCUGCUCGUACCGACUCACGCAACAGAACUGUGAAGCAAUCUUCCAAGACCUUCUCUUCUGCUUCUUCCAACAAUGCCGAUGAUGAUCUUACCCCUUCCAUGUCGAGCGCUGGCGAUGUUUCAGACAUGCUUGAGCCUACCGCCUCCGGCCCAUCCGUCCUUCGUGUCACUGGAUCCAGCAAGCCUGCCAAGGCCAGCCAGCCUCGCCAGCAGACACAGGCUCAAGAGCAAGAGACGAAGAAGCAAAGACAAAACCGUAAGAAGGUUGAGGACCGCAGACUCCAAAGAGAGGCCGAGGAGAAGGAGCGCCAGACUCUGCUCGAAACUCAGCGCCGCACUGCUCGUGAGGCUCGCGGUGAGCCCUCGAAGAACGGCAUUCCCGUCUCACAACCUCCCACUAGCAGCGCAUGGGCUGAAGAAGUUGCCAAGCGUGCCACUCAGCCUCCUGCUGUGGCCGUAACCAGCGAGAGCGCUCCUCUGCUUGACACUUUCGAGCAAAGCAAUGGAGCUUCCGAGGAAGACCAGCUGAGACUGGCCAAGCAGAUCAGCCAAGACGACUCGGGCUGGAACACUGUCCCCAAGGGCAAGAAGCAGCAGAAGAAGAAGGGUCACUGCACCAACAGCCAAAGCUCCAGCUGCCUCGACCAACGGAUACUCAUCCCUUUACGAUUCAGGAUACGAUGCAGGCAGCCACCCCGACGACUCCCAGUGGGCCGCUUAAUCUUACUAGGCUCACGUUGUCUUCGCCGCCUUUUCAGGCGUGCGUGGAGAUAUGAGUGCUCCCCACAUCUUCAUUCUUUCUUAAUUGGUCGCACCUAAGAAGCGUCCAGAGUCGAGGAAGACUGUCGAUUCAUGUUUUGUUUUUCUUUCCAAGCAAGGGUAUUCCCACAGGGCAUCUCGAAGGGUUCAUUUCUUUGCUUUCAAUUGAAUUCUUUCUUUAAGCCACACAAAAUCAGGAGACAAAGAGAUGCGGCUGAUUUGAGAGCAGGCGUUCAGAUGGAUCUUGAAGUUCCUGCCGUUCUCUCUUGUACUUGAUCAUUGAUGUAUUCAAAAAAACGAAAUGCUUUUAUAUUCAUUC
Molecule: messenger RNA, 1651 nt
Organism: Aureobasidium pullulans EXF-150
Lineage: Eukaryota; Fungi; Ascomycota; Dothideomycetes; Dothideales; Saccotheciaceae
Exons: 3
Coding region: 133-1392 (419 amino acids)
Source: RefSeq, a predicted model, not a curated record